AAAAACUGGGACUCAAGUCAAUCCUCACGCUGGUCCAAGAGCAAAUACCAGAUGCGAAUCAAAAGUUUAUGGCAGACAACCACAUUACGCUGUAUCAGUUUGGCGUUCCCGGAAACAAGGAGCCUUUUGUAGACAUUCCAGAAGACAAGAUGCAGCAAGCUCUGACCGUAUUGCUGGAUACUCGCUGUCAUCCUAUUCUUAUCCAUUGCAACAAGGGCAAGCAUCGAACGGGGUGUCUUGUUGGAUGCCUCCGGAAGAUGCAACGAUGGAGUCAUACGAGCAUCUGCGACGAGUACCGGCGGUUUUCCCAUCCAAAGUCGCGCACCCUAGAUCAGCAAUUCAUCGAGCUGUUUGAUGUUGGUAGUGUUGUCUAUAGUCAUCGAUAUCGUCCCGACUGGAUAUAGUUGUGUGCUGCAAGGUCUGCGUGUCACCAAGUUUGCGCAUUUCGUUCAACAUCAACGCACCUUUUUGUUCUCGCUGACUCCAUUCGAGACACAAUCCAACCAAACUCCUUUUUUUUUGUUUUCUGUGCUGCUACGCACUGGAUCUCAGCAUCUAUCC
Messenger RNA from Capsaspora owczarzaki ATCC 30864, 561 nucleotides. RefSeq lists its product as hypothetical. The transcript is spliced from 5 exons. The coding region runs from base 69 to 404 and encodes 111 amino acids. Gene Ontology annotation, molecular function: inositol diphosphate tetrakisphosphate diphosphatase activity; phosphatase activity. Lineage: Eukaryota; Filasterea; Ministeriida; Capsasporidae. Gene Ontology annotation, cellular component: cytoplasm. Gene Ontology annotation, biological process: dephosphorylation. The record is from RefSeq and is a predicted model, not a curated record.